Messenger RNA from Girardinichthys multiradiatus, 3909 nucleotides. Its product is annotated as protein FAM102A-like. NCBI's taxonomy places the organism in Eukaryota, Metazoa, Chordata, Actinopteri, Cyprinodontiformes, Goodeidae. The coding region runs from base 349 to 1506 and encodes 385 amino acids. The transcript has 11 exons. The record is from RefSeq and is a predicted model, not a curated record.
CUUGCAGCGAACAGAAAAGUUGGACCGAAUCAUCUUCCCCUGACAUUUUCAUGUUGUCGAACUUCUGCUGGAGGGUCUCACAGAGGUCGAGAUGAAUCUAGGUCCGUUUUUUCUAACCUUCACACCGCCCUUCAUUGACGUUUCCUCCGCGCCUCUGGCCGUUAAUAACCCUUUCAUUGGAUUUGUUUCCAGAUUUCAGCGCUGAAUCGCGUCUGAAGGAGAAGAAGCAACAGCGGAGUCCGCCUGAAAAAUCCAUUUAAAGCGUCAGGGGUUCGCUUUUAGCUUCGUCUGUUCUCACCAGCGGUUCGGUUUGCCGUCAGUUUUUAAGCGCGUUUACACGGUGAAAUUAUGGCGUUCUUCGUGAAAAAGAAGAAAUUCAAGUUUCAGACCCAGCUGACCCUGGAGGAGCUGACCGCUGUGCCUUUUGUCAACGGAGUUCUGUUCUGCAAACUGCGGCUGCAGGACGGAGACUUUGUCGCUACUUCCUCCAGAGAGGAAGUUCAUGAGAACUGUGUCCGCUGGAGGAAGAGGUUCACCUUUGUGUCGAAAAUGAGCGCCAACCCCCACACUGGAGUCCUGGAUCCCUCCGUCUGCAGGGUAUCCGUCAGGAAGGAACUGAAAGGAGGAAAGGCAUAUACGAAGCUGGGCUUCACAGACCUCAACAUGGCCGAGUUUGCGGGUUCUGGCUCCACGGUGCGCUGCUGUCUGUUGGAGGGAUACGACACCAAGAACACGCGGCAGGACAACUCCAUCCUGAAGGUAAUCAUCGGAAUGACUCUUCUUUCUGGAGAUCCCUGCUUCAAAACCGCUCCGAGCACAGCGAAGUCCAUCUCCAUCCCAGGACGGGAACACACCCUGCAGCUGGACUGUAAGGGGGAGGGAACGGCCGAGGGCAGCGGGCCAGCUGGAGGGGUUUCUCUGGGCCGAGCCUCCAAGCCCCGGCCUUCCAUCAUCAGCUCGGGGCUCCUGGACGACUCUGAGACAAAUCAGAACCAGUCUGGUCCAGUGGAGGUUUUCCAGUCCGGUCAUUCUCGGAACUCCAGCUACGCCAGCCAGCAGAGCAAAAUCUCAGGCUACAGCACAGAGCACUCCUGCUCCUCCAGCCUGUCCGACCUCACGCACCGCAGGAAUACCUCGACAGGAAGCAGCGCCUCCGGAGGCCUGUGCUUCACUGCUGACACGCCACCAGAGGGCGACAAAGACGCUGGACGUCCGGAAAGACCUCCUCGACCCCCACGGCCUGUACUGCCCCCAAACCGACCCCUCAGGAGGAAGCAGGACUCUGUGGAGAGUCACCCCACCUGGGUCAACGACACUCGUAUAGACGCCGACGACAUCGUGGAGAAAAUUGUCCAGAGCCAAAACUUUGCAGAUAUCAACAACACCGAAGACAGUAACCUUCGACUGUUCGUCAGCAGAGAUGGAACCACCGCGCUCAGCGCCAUCAGACUGGGAAACAGGGUUUCUGCCGGUGGCUAUGAGCCGGUGGUGAUAGAGAGCCAUUAAACCAGCCGCCUGCUCACCUUCUGUCUGACUGGUUUUACUGGAGCUUCAGCUGGUCUGACGCCAUGAGAGGAAGAACCACGUCCGUUUGCACUUUAUGUCCAGUUCAUUGCAGUGUUUGUCUGCACUCUGUUUCAGCUGUAUCUUUGUGAUGUUGAAGGGAAUGCACAAAAUGCUCCUCACCGUGUGCGACUGUAUUGUAGGGAGAAGUUCAGAGGUCUCCAGCUUUUAGGUCAAACUGAGGCUAAAGCUGUUCUACAAGAACAUAAAUAGGAUCAUAAAGGGUGAAGAAAGGAAGAUAAAACUCAAAUAUUUGACAUUUAUAAUAGGAACCCUGUCUCCUCCUAUUUUACAGAGUAACUGUCAACAGAUUACAUGUUUUCUCCCUGAUUCUUCUUUCACAGCAGAUGAGAAAACAAAAUUUUUUUGAAAGUGUGUUGAAAAUGUCACAUUCAGGUGAAACAUCUGACUUCAGCUUGAUCCACAGAUUCAGUCUAAAACUGACAGUUCAGUGUUGGCACAGCUUAAUCUUUUCUUCUCUUGUGGCACUUUCUGCACACUUGGUUCUGGAAACCUUGUUGCCUUUCUGGUGACCUUAACAUCACUACUUUCACUUUCCUAAUUAUCUACUUGAAUCAACAGGGAAAGGCUUGAAUCAGAGAGUAAUUGUGAUUUGAUCCCAUUAGGAGACUCCCUGGGGGUGAAAUGUGGCUGUAAAGCUGCCUAAAUAUAAGCCAUGGAGUAAAAUGGGGGCAUAUGAAUGAUAAUGGGCUUAAUUUACUUCUGUGAAAGUUUCAGAUUCACUAUAAGCUUAAAUGUUUUUCUACUCACUCCUGAUCUGAAUCUACGUUUUUGUUGGGGUCUUCAGUUUCACCUAAAUGUACAGAUGGAUCAUUGUUGGUAAUAUUCCUCUAGAAUCUGUAAUCCUGUUGGUUUGGAUUCCAACCUUUCAACUGAAGCACAAACACAACAUGAGAGCAGCAACAUUUCACUAAAAUGGAAUAAAAAUACCUUCAUUUGAAGCGUGUGACCUCCCACUGAACUUCCAACUCCCUUCUAACACUAAAAGUGACCGAGUUCGUGAUAAACAUUGAUGUUUUUCCCCCUGUUGAUCAGGGGAAUCUGUGCCUUUAAAGUUUCUCUCUAAUGAGCCAAGAGCACCAUGAAAACUGUGGUAAGAGUGCCUGUGAUGGUGAGGAGAGAAAUGUUUCCCCCACAGCUAACCUGUGAGGCUGCGUGCAUGAACACUAAUCUGCUGCUUCGUUUCCAUGGAUUAACCAGAAGAAAUCAGUCCUGCUAGCCGUCAAAUACAUGCUGACGAUCAGUUCAACAGAACAAACUGUUCAGCCUUUUAUUGGGUCCAGCUACAGAAGAACUUCUCAUCUGAAAACGUUUCUGCGAAGGUCUUUGCUGCCCCCUGGUGGAGCAACAGUAUUCCUGAUUCCUGAGUUUACUCUGAUGUUUACCUGGAACUCGGAAGGAUUUAUGUGACCUUAUGAUGAAACAAACAUAACUGAAACAGGAAAAACUCGGAGUGAAUGUAUCUCUGAAGGCUCCAAAUAGGGAGGAAGUGAUAGUUUUCAGGACCAGCUGGCUGGCUUUUUUUUUUUUGCUUCUUUUCUUGGUGGAUUUAUGAGCAUGUUUUCAGUUUAUCUGCCAACUGUCUGAACACGGCAACAAAGAUUGACUUUACUUUGUUUGAUGGAUUAAAAUGACAUUUUCCUGAUUGUAGAAGGGCCCAUAAAGCAUUGUUCGGUGUAGACAGUGUCUCCCAGGUGGCAUCCCAAACUGCCACCACUGUGUUCUGGUUCUGGUUUCUAAGAAGUGAGGUACUCUUGCUGCUUAGAGUAAAACAAGUGACUUAUAAGUCUGUUUGAAACCAUUUAACCUUCUCGUUUUAUUGUAAUAACAUCAGAGGUGAAGCAACAGAAAAAUGGGAUUUUAAUCCUGGUUAUUUUAUUUGACGUUGCGUGACCAGUGAAGUUCGUCCUCGUUGAUGUUUCCUCGAUGCAGCUCAUUUUAAGCCGUUUCACUUCCAGCAUCGUGUUGCAGAUGUAUGUUAAAGAAUCACAGUUAUUCUCACGUUUGGGGAUGAACCACUGAAAGUUUAGUCUCAAUUUGAGUUUACAUCACCACCUCAUUUUAUUUACCUUUAAAGCAUUUAUUUAAAUAUUUUUGGAGGUUUUCCUGUGGAGGUUGUUAUAAGCUAUGCACACACCUCACCUCCCUGACCUUAUUUGUUCCUUUUAGUGAUUCUAACAAAGGAUUUUAUUAUAACUAAGUUAGUUUGACCUUAAUUUUAUAGAAAAUAAGGUUGGAAUUGAAUUUCCAGUGUCCACAGUUUUUUUUUUCCCAAUAUAUAUUUGUCCAGAAAUGACUUAUAAACAAUAAAAAUGCUAAUCUACA